Tilletiopsis washingtonensis is the source of this 1866-nucleotide messenger RNA. RefSeq names its product isocitrate lyase. Gene Ontology annotation, biological process: carboxylic acid metabolic process. Gene Ontology annotation, molecular function: isocitrate lyase activity. The transcript has 3 exons. Lineage: Eukaryota; Fungi; Basidiomycota; Exobasidiomycetes; Entylomatales. The record is from RefSeq and is a predicted model, not a curated record. The coding region runs from base 127 to 1749 and encodes 540 amino acids.
CUACCAGACAGCCGCUCCCUUCCUCGAGCAAGCACCGCAUCCCUUGCCCUUAGCUGCCCCUGCUCUCACCCCACCCACCAGCCGCCCAGCAUUCCCUCCUCGCUGCUCCAGAGCGCCGCCGCCGCCAUGGGCUUCAACGCCGACACCGAGGCAAAGACGUUCGAGGCCGAGGUCGAGGCCGUCAAGCAGUGGUGGAAGUCGCCGCGCUUCGCCCGCACCAAGCGCCCCUACACGGCCGAGCAGGUCGUCUCGAAGCGCGGCACGCUGCCCAUCGCCUACCCGAGCAAUGAGCAGGGCAAGAAGCUCUGGAAGCUGCUCGAGGCGCACGCCGCCGCCGGCACGCCGAGCCACACCUACGGCGCCCUCGACCCCGUGCAGAUCACGCAGAUGGCAAAGUACCUCGAGACCGUCUACGUCAGCGGCUGGCAGAGCAGCAGCACGGCCAGCAGCACCAACGAGCCCGGCCCGGACCUUGCCGACUACCCCUACAACACCGUGCCGCUCAAGGUCGAGCACCUCUUCAUGGCGCAGCUCUUCCACGACCGCAAGCAGCGCGAGGCACGCACGGGCAUGGCGCCGGCGCAGCGCGCCAAGACGCCGUACAUCGACUACCUGCGGCCCAUCGUCGCCGACGCCGACACGGGCCACGGCGGCCUGACGGCAGUGAUGAAGCUCACCAAGCUCUUCGUCGAGAAGGGCGCGGCGGGCAUCCACAUUGAGGACCAGGCGCCGGGCACCAAGAAGUGCGGCCACAUGGCGGGCAAGGUGCUGGUGCCCAUCUCGGAGCACAUCAACCGCCUUAUCGCCAUCCGCCUGCAGUACGACAUCAUGGGCGUCGAGAACCUCGUCGUGGCGCGCACCGACUCGGAGGCGGCCACGCUGCUCACCACCAACGUCGACGAGCGCGACCACGCCUUUAUCCUCGGCACGACCAACUCGAGCCUGCAGCCGCUCGUCGACGUCAUGAACGCGGCCGAGGCCGAGGGCAAGUCUGGCGAUGCGCUGCAGGCCGUCGAGGAUGCCUGGACCAAGGCGGCCAACCUGAAGCUCUUCACCACGGCCGUCGCCGAGGAGCUGCGCAACCGCGGCGGCGCGCAGGCCGCCAAGGCCGACGCCUUCCUCGCCGAGGCGGCCAACAAGUCGAACAAGGCGGCGCGCCAGAUUGCCACCAAGUACGGCAUCGACGGCUCGACGUUCUUCUGGGACUGGGACGGCCCGCGCACGCGCGAGGGCUACUACCAGUACCAGGGCGGCACCCAGUGCGCCGUCAACCGCGCCAUUGCCUUUGCGCCGCACACGGACCUCAUCUGGAUGGAGACCAAGUCGCCCAUCCUGGCGCAGGCAAAGGAGUUUGCCGAGGGCGUGCGCGCCGCCGUGCCCGGCCAGUGGCUCGCCUACAACCUCUCGCCCUCGUUCAACUGGGACGCGGCCAAGCUGUCGACCGAGGCGAUGAAGAGCUACGUCUGGGACCUCGGCAAGCUGGGCUUCGUCUGGCAGUUCAUCACGCUGGCCGGCCUGCACUCCAACGCCUACAUCUCCGACCAGUUUGCGCGCGGCUUCAGCACCGAGGGCAUGAAGGCCUACGUCGAGCUCGUGCAGCGCAAGGAGCGCGAGAUUGGCUGCGACGUCCUCACGCACCAGAAGUGGUCGGGCGCAGAGUACGUCGACAACCUCCUCAAGACGGUCACCGGCGGCGUCACCUCGACGGCGGCCAUGAAGGGCUCGACGGAGGACCAGUUCAAGCACUGAGCGGUCUGCAGUCCAGCCUUCCGCCGCGCUUUCUCCCGUCUCAUUCCCUCCCUCUACCAUAUCUCGCCUCCUUUCCUCUCGCGUUACUACCCUUCUCCCGCCUCCUGACUCCGCUAG